AUGGCGGACGGCCAAGUACGAGUUCUCUCCACAGAUUUGGUUCAAGCCGCCGAGCAGCCGAGGCACACAGCAGAAGCAGAACGCAUUCCCCUCACUCCAUGCGACCUGCGUUUCAUCCUCCUCGGGCCCAACCAAAAGGGCCUUCUCUUCCGCAAACCAACCACGGGUCCGACCGAAGGUCGAACCACGUUCAUUAUCCAGUCCCUCAAAUCCUCCUUCUCCCGCGCGCUCGCCUCCUUCUACCCCUUCGCCGGCCGGCUCUCCGUCGACGAACACGCCGACGCCGGCCGAACUGCCUCCGUCUACAUCGACUGCAACAACAACGCCGGCGCUCUGUUCGUCCACGCCGCGGCCGACGGCGUGUCCGUCGCCGAUGUCCUCGAGCCGCUCUACGUCCCGGCGGUGCUCUGGUCGUUUUUCCCUCUCAACAGGAUGAGAAACCACCACGGGUUCUCCGGACCGUUACUCGCGGUCCAGGUGACGGAGCUCGUCGAUGGGUUCUUCAUCGGCUGCACGAUUAACCACGUGGUGGCCGACGGCGCGACUUUCUGGAGGUUUAUGAAUUUAUGGUCAGGAAUCUGCCGGUCCGGCGGCGGCGGCGGCGGCGGUGGUGGUUAUUCAGCCGAGAUGAUGAACGGCUCCGACAAGUCGCGGGUUUUCAGCAGGCAAUGGCUUCUGGAUGAGAAGCAUCGGCCGGUCAGGUUUUCGUGGAUGGUGGUCGAAAAUUUGGAACAAAAAGUUGUCCCACCGCAGCAUCUAAAAGAGCGGGUUUUCCACUUCAGCCGCGAGAAGCUGGCGGCGCUGAAAGCGCAAGCCAAUGCCGAAGCCGGCGGCGGCAGCCAGAUCUCGUCUCUGCAAUCCCUAAUUUCCCACAUUUGGAGAGCAGUGUUCCGAAAUCGGAGCAACUACAAUCCCGAUCCAGAUCGAGAUCUGAAAUUCCUCCUAUUCUUCGGAUUUCGAUCGCGGCUCCAGCCCAGAGUUCUGGAGGACUACUUUGGGAACGCGAUUGUGAGCCAAUCGGUCGUAUUGAAGGAGGGCGAAUUGCUGGUGGCGGAGAAGGGGCUGGGGCGCGUGGCGGCGGCGAUCAACAGAGUGGUGGCGGAGCAGACGGACGAGAAGCUGAAGGAAGCGAUGGAGUCUUGGAUCGGGAACCCCAAGUUCCUAAAAAUGGGGGAAUUAGAAGAGGGAAUGAUGCUGCUGGGUAGCUCCCCGAGGUACGACGUCUACGGGAACGAUUUCGGUUGGGGGAAGCCGGUCGCGGUGCGGAGCGGGGCCGGCAACAAAUUCGACGGCAAGGUUACGGUGUAUCCCGGAGUGGAGGCGGGAAGCAUGGACGUGGAGAUUUGCUUGUUGCCGGAGACGGCGGAGAGAUUGGGAAGGGAUCUGGAGUUUAUGGCUGCAGUCGGCGUCUGA
Molecule: messenger RNA, 1413 nt
Organism: Linum trigynum
Lineage: Eukaryota; Viridiplantae; Streptophyta; Magnoliopsida; Malpighiales; Linaceae
Source: the annotation of a GenBank genome assembly